GAAAACUACAAUUGCAGUUUCAAAAAUGAUUGGUGUUAUGUUUUUACUGUCAUAAUGAUUUUCUCUGUUCAUUUCAGACCUGAUGGAGCCAAAAGAAGAAAUCACAAAUGCAAGAGAACAAACUGAUCAAGAUCAGAAAGCGGUAAAGCAGGAAAUUUCACAACUCAAUGAAAUGGAGGAGAAACCUCAUCAUUUGAUACCCAAGGAAGAAUCUCUGAGCUGUUCAAUAACUGUAAGGAAUUUUUCCCCUAAAAGAAACAACAAGCAAAAGGCAAAAGUCAAAGAUGCUUUUACGUGCCCUCAGUGUGGAAAGACCUUCACAUAUAAAUAUAUGCUUAAUAAUCACAUGAGAAUCCACACUGGAAAAAAACCUUACAGCUGUGAUCAGUGUGGAAAGACCUUCAAUGAAAAAUGGCAUUUAAGUGAUCACACAAAAAUUCACACUGGAGAAAAGCCUUACAGAUGUGAUCAGUGUGGAAAGAGUUAUGGUCGUAAGAGUGAUCUCAACAGGCACGUGAGUAUUCACACUGGAAAAAGGCCUUACAGAUGUGAUCAGUGUGGAAAGAACUUCAGGAAUAAAGCCCACCUUAAUGAACACACGAGAAUUCACACUGGAGAAAAACCUUUAAGAUGUGAUCAGUGUGGAAAGAGUUAUGGUCGUAAGAGUGAUCUCAAUAGACACAUGAGGAUUCACACUAAACAAAGGCCUUAAAAUACCCCUACUACGGUGAUUUUCGUAUUUGAAAAGUUCAGAUGCAAAAACCACUAAGCGCAACCUCGGUCAAAAAUGAGAUGAUAAUAUUAACCAAAUGCUUUUGGCAUGUAUUAUACGUUCAUCAAGUAGUUUUGCUUUAAAAACGCUUAAUCCCAGCCUCAGGCCAUUCAGAAAUACCAGUUUGUUGGCAGAAUCCAUUAAGAGUCUGAUAGAAAUUAAAUUUUUGUUAGAAAACACAUCAGGGUGGUUAUAGACCGGAGGUUCUCAAAGUUUACAUUCAAAGGUCCAAAUCUGAAUUCUCAUCAUUUUCAUAGGUCUGGAAAAACUGGUUAUUACAAAAAUUGUCAAGCAUGGUAAUAAUUUUAUGUAAAUUUUUUGUUUAUACAACAAAUCAAAACAAAUCCCUACUGAAAAAUCCAGCUAAGACCAGCAUAAGCUGGUAGCUGGUUUUAGCUGGGAUAAGGUUGCAGUAGCUGGUUUAAGCUGGUCCUCCCUGCAUGGCAAAGCUGGUGGAUCAGCUAGUCUUCCAUCCUGACCAGCUAAGUCCAGCUGAAAAGUGACCAAAACACAGCUAGAACAGCUUGCUACACCAGCAAAACCAGCUAAAACAAAGCUGGGAGACAAGCUAAAACCAGCUUACCAACUUAUGCUGGUCUUAGCUGGAUUUUUCAGUAGGGAUAUUAACAAGUUUAUUUUACAUUUGAAGUAAAAAAAAAAUAAACAUGAAACACGUGAAGUAUGCCAAAAGUAAACCGGUGCAAAUUGCAGAGCAACAUAAUAUGAGAAAUGGCACAGUUUGUUUUCCAUCAGAUGCACAAACCGUGGCAAAGUAGGUGUGGUUGGUAGACGGAGACACUGACCUAAAUUAGGGGUGCACUCAUAACUUGGCCGAUGAUGCUUGCUUUGCUUGUUACUUUAGACAGACCAUCAAUGAAUUACGUUGAAAUACCGCUACAUCCAAAAGCCAGAGGGCGCUCUCGUGCAGAAACUCAAUAUUCGCUGCAGAUGAAGAACAAUACACAGGCAGCUCCAUAGAUAUUUACACUAGAUGUCACCUUGUCUACAGCAGUUCAUUGGACCGAAUGCGUCAAAUAGAGCCGCCAUCUUGAAACAGGGGAACCCCGCAUCAGCGUCAUUGUAGGCAAUGGUGUAACGGAAAUAAAAUCACCAUAAAUCGUCAUGAAUGCGAUUUUCUUGGUUUUCUUUUGGUUCGUUGCAACAGUCAGACAUGUAUUUAGCAUUGAGUCCAGAAAAAAAUAAAAGUUUUGAUAUUAUGAAAAUCUACUUUUUCUAAUUAUAAUGCAUAGUGCUAGUAGGUCUAACAUCAAUACGCAGCACAAAAGUCUGGCACCGUCCAUGAAUUUUACCAGUUUUACCUAGCUACUUCCUAUGACAAGACCCCUGUUCCAAGAUGGCGGCAGUUUUGACGCAUGCUUAGAACCCCAAGGCGACAUCUAGUGUAUAUAUCUAUGACGCAGCUCCAGGAAAUGUCUUAAGGAUAUGUUUAUAUUGCUGUUCUUUAAACCUUUUCAGGUAUUUUCAUGAUAAUAAAGAAUUUGUAUAAUGAUUAUGUUUGACGAGUGUUGCUUUUUCAAAUGCGUGUUUUAAAUGACUCAAACAAACAGUGAUUUCAGAUUGAUAAGGACUUACUGAUCAAAAGCUGUAGUACAUGAACUAGCUGUGCAUAAUAUCUGGGUGUGAUGGCUACAGCGCGUCUCACAGGAAAUGUUUAAAUAACUUGUUUUUUUUUCAGACCAGGAAUACUCUUAAAUCGAAAAAGAUAAAAAACUAAACUAAUGGUUUACAAGUUUAAAAUGAAUUUUUAAAGAAACAAAUGCACACAUUUAAUCAAUCACAUAGAAAUUAAUGCACUUGCAAUAUGAAGUGUACGCGUGUCCGGAACAAGUUCCCUUCGGAUCCGGACCGGAGUCCGGACUUUGAGAACCCCUGUUCUAGACCCUUUUUAGGGGGGCUUCAGCCACCCUACAAUUAUUAAAUCUAUCAAACUCUCAGAUAUACAGUUAUGUUCAAAAUAAUAGCAGUGCCACAUCGGUAACUUGAUAAACCACUGUUAUCCGUAGUAGGAAUAUUUCUGAAUUAGAAAUGAUUUACUUACAGAUGUAGUAGUGUAAUAGAAAAACAAUAGACCCAUUUGUUAUGAUAUCCACACUACUUGUUAUGAGUUAUAGAAUCAUUUAUUGAAAGUGGUGUUAUCAAAAUAAUAUUAGUGUGAAGUUUAACUGGAAAAUGAGUUCAAUCUGUGAAAAGAACCCAUAUCUCCUUUUUGUCCUUUAUUAGGAAAGAGUGAAAGCAAAUAUUUCACCAAUUGUUAUAAAAUAAAUCUGCUGCUGAAUUUCCAAGUAAAAUCGACCGUAGAGGAACAACCCAAUUUGAUUAAAACGUUGAUUUGAGAGGGGGAAACGUAUAAAGAAAUGCAGUAAAGUUUAGGAUGCUCAGUUAAAUGAUCUCAAAUGCUUUAAAAUGGCAACAAAAACCCAAAACACAUGGAAGAAAACAAGCAAUAUGGUUAAUACAGAUUGAAGAAUAGUCAGGAUGGCAAAGCUUCAGCCUUUCAUCCCCUCUAGAAAGAUAAAAAAUGAUCUAAAAUGAUCUGUAAGUACAGUGACAGUCAGAAGGCAUCUGAUUGAAGCUAAGCUGUUUGCAAGAAGCCCCCAUAAAGCACCAGCUCAAAAAACGGAAGGAAGUAUAUAUACUUUAUGUUUUCCGCUUACAGUUUAAAUACAUCAAAAUACUUGAUAAGAUUAUGUUGCCCUUGGCUGUAGAGGAAAUGCCCCUAAAAUGGGUGUUUCAACAAGACAACAACCCCAAAUAGAAAAGCAAGAGGGUAAAAUCUUGGUUCCAGACAAAAAGGAUUGAGGUUAUUAUGGAGUGUCCAGCUCAAUCCCAUGAUCUUUACCCCAUUGAAAACUUGUGGGGUGACAAUAAAAAUGCAGUUUCUGACACAAAGCCUAAAAAGUAACAGGAACUGUGGAUCUUGGGCUAAAAUAUCUGUUUCUGGGUGCCAGAAGUUGGUUGAUUUGAGACAGAUGUGCAGCAGUUAUCAACAACAAUGGUCAUGCAACUAAAUAUAAAUAAUUUAAUAGUUUAAAUUGAAGUUAAAUCUCAAUAAAUUAUUUCAGUUUAUAAGUUUCUACGGAGAAAAAUGUUAACACUGCUUUUUUUAACAUAUUAAUAUUCAUUUUAUUUGCUUCCCUUUAAAAGAACAAUACAGACUUGUAAACUGUGUUAAUGCUUUGAUUUGUAAUUUAAUGUGUAUGUGUUAUGUUUUC
Molecule: messenger RNA, 4005 nt
Organism: Paramisgurnus dabryanus
Lineage: Eukaryota; Metazoa; Chordata; Actinopteri; Cypriniformes; Cobitidae
Biological process (GO): regulation of transcription by RNA polymerase II
Cellular component (GO): nucleus
Molecular function (GO): DNA-binding transcription factor activity, RNA polymerase II-specific; RNA polymerase II transcription regulatory region sequence-specific DNA binding
Source: RefSeq, a predicted model, not a curated record